Molecule: messenger RNA, 2544 nt
Organism: Neoarius graeffei (lesser salmon catfish)
Lineage: Eukaryota; Metazoa; Chordata; Actinopteri; Siluriformes; Ariidae
Product: cAMP-dependent protein kinase catalytic subunit PRKX-like
Exons: 9
Coding region: 223-1362 (379 amino acids)
Biological process (GO): protein phosphorylation
Molecular function (GO): protein serine/threonine kinase activity; ATP binding
Source: RefSeq, a predicted model, not a curated record
AUAAGAGGGGCGGGAGCACGCGCGCCUUUACGCAGCAUAUUUUAUCGCCUAAAUAUUAGCUUUCAUGUUUAAAGGUUAAGUGUGUGCGCGUGAGCGGAUAUUUGGGGUUGAGCUUGUCCGCCUCGAGCCCUGAUGUGUUGCAAAGAGACGGAGGCGCGCCUUUGAGAAGGCGAUGGCGGACGGAGCGCGCGGCACGGAAGUCUCGCGCGCCUUGAAGCGACGAUGACGGCAGCGCGGAGCACGAGCGAACGCGGCGGAAGAGGAGCAGGAGACGGAGAUGGAGAGGGGAGCGCGAGAGCGUCCCAAGAGCAGGCCGGCGCCGCGCACCUUAGCCUCGGCGUGCUGGAGUCGGUUGCCACCGUGGGUACAGGCACUUUUGGCCGCGUCGUGCUGGUCCAGGAUCGUAAAACCAAGGGCUAUUUUGCUUUAAAAUCCAUGAAAAUUGUGGAUUUAAUCCGACUGAAACAGCAACAACAUGUUCACAAUGAGAAAGAAGUCCUAAUGGAGGUCAAUCACCCUUUUAUCGUCAAACUGUUUUGGACAUGGCAUGAUGAUCGCUGUCUCUUCAUGCUGAUGGAGUUCGUGCCUGGAGGCGAGCUCUUCAGCUACCUGCGCAGUCGCGGGAAGUUCAGUAAUGACACGGGCCUGUUCUUUGCAGCAGAAAUUGUUUGUGCUUUGGAGUACCUUCACUCGAAAGACAUCGUCUACAGGGAUCUGAAACCAGAGAACAUCCUGCUGGACCGCGAAGGUCAUGUCAAACUCACCGACUUUGGAUUCGCCAAGAAGGUUGUAGACAGGACGUGUACGUUAUGUGGAACUCCAGAGUAUCUGGCACCUGAGAUUAUCCAGGGUAAAGGUCAUGGGCUGGCAGUGGACUGGUGGGCCCUGGGCAUACUAAUUUUUGAAAUGCUGUCUGGGUAUCCACCAUUUUUUGAUGACAAUCCCUUCGGUAUUUAUCAGAAGGUUCUCUCUGCCAAGCUGAACAUCCCACGCCAGCUGGACUUCUACGUACAUAUAAUUUUGGAGACAGACUGUCAGGAGACAGUGACAGUGCCGGAUAAUGUUCACUACAGUACUGUUGGCAGUAUUGCUAGGUUAAGAGACCUCAUCAAGAAACUCCUUGUGGUUGAUAAAACAAAGAGACUCGGCAAUUUGAGAGGCGGAGCGGAGGACGUGAAGAGCCACAAAUGGUUUCGAUCCGUAGACUGGGAAGUUGUUCCUCAGAGAAAACUAAAGCCAAUCAUCAUUCCCGAAGUCGCGCACGAGGGAGACCCGUCGAAUUUCGAAGCUUAUCCUGAAGAAAAGCGCAAAAAAGAACCUGCCAUUUCCCCAAAGGACCUGGAAAUUUUUAAGAACUUUUGAAUACAACCACAGCUAUUGAUACUUAUUUAUGUGUCUUUUGCUUCUUUUCACUAAGGGCAUGUGCUGAUAGUCAACGGUACGAUAUGUCUCACGGUGGUAAACAUGAGCACACUAAUGUUACUGCAGAUUACUCAUGGAGUUGUCCUGUAUUUGUGGAAGACACGGACACCGUAGGCAGGCACUCUGGAUGGCUUUUGAGCUCCUGAGAUAAACUUUGUCUCAUUCAAAAUGUGGAGUUCCAGGAGAGUUUGGAUUACACUAUGGUCACUCUUUAUAAAUAUAACGUUUGAUCAUGGAGAUGAACUCCAUGUCUCACAGCUAAUGUUUUCAUUUCUGUCGUCAAGAAUAGUUCUGUCUUGUUAUUUCAACUUAAUAACUUUUCAAGUUAUUAUCUUAUGCCAGUUUUUCUCAAUUUCAUCGUCUCAUUAUUUCGACGUGAUAUGUAGCACUGGGGGGAAACCCUCCUCAAAUAAAGAGUUAGUAAAUAGAAAUAACACAAGGCAAAAUAGCAAGUUAGUAAUUCUUAUUUAUUUAUUUAUACAUACAUCUAUCUUACGGGUAACGACUUCUAUAAUAUGCAUGUCGGUAGGUUGCCAGGAUUCGUUGUCAUGGUUACAGUUUGACAGCUGACGUAACAGCAUAGUCAGGUCUCCGUACUGGUGAGUUGUUUCUUUACAGCUCUGUUUUGAGAAAGAUGUGCAGGUAAACAUGCAGCGAUUUUCACAAGAUCACAUGAUAACCAGCUCGCAAAUUGCUUAUGGUUUAAUGAGUUAAAUGUUGGACAACAAAAAGGAAAUAUGUAGCAGCUUUUCAGAAGUAUAUUAAAAUGAAAUCUCAUAAAAUGAUGGCGAGAUGAAAACUACACUUCAGCACACAUCGAGUUCCACUCGGUCUUGUUCUAUUGUCAUGUCUAGCCUUGUAACGUAGCUAUAAUCUAUGCACUUUGGUAGAUGUUUUGUUUGUUCUGCAAAUGCUCAUAACCUUUAUUGCAAGUUAUUCCAAAUGUACGCGUCUGUUCUCUGGGAAUUAUUAUGCAACUUAUGUUUAUGAUCUAUGCAGAUCCAUUUGUUUAACCUGAUACAAUUUGACCUGUCUGAACGUGAUCGUCUCUCAAGCUGUAAGUGUAUGAUGCUAAUAGAACUAACAUUAUAGCUACUCUUUGUUUGUUUGAUGUUAUGAGAU